GGCCUAUAGCAAAGUCGCGCUCCGAUGACGUCAGGGCGUCUGCGUUGCCCUCUCUCCCGAUAUAUUUAUAAAAAUUAAUGUGUCGAUUAAUGAAAGAGGGAUACCGAUAAAUCGGGAAGGUCGGUAGGAGAACAAUGCGUUUCGAACGGUUUCGGGGAGUCAGGUGAAGGCAAUGUGAUAGAGCUACUGCCUGUGAGGUGGCACAUCAGUACAAUAUCAGUGAAAAUAGAUCAACUUCUAGUGACGUUGGUAGUUUUUGGGGAAAAAAAAGCUCAAUUUUUCACCACUGAGCAUGGCCAGUAAAAGGAAAUCUAAAAUUCCUUGCAUGGUUCCUGCCAGUGAGACCGUGGACCAAGACCCAGAAUUGGACAUGAUUACAGAUGAUCUGCCUCCUGAUAUUUCUGAUGAGAGCUUGACAGCAGAUGGUGUAGUAAUGGAUGAUGAGAAUCUUCCAGAAAAAGAAGUGCAAGAUACUCAAAUCAAGAGACUGGAAGGAGGCUAUGAAUGUAAAUAUUGCACUUUUGAAACACAGGACUUGAAUGAAUUUACUUUGCAUGUUGACUCAAAGCACCCGAAUGUCAUUCUUAAUCCAUCCUACUUCUGUGUGGAAUGUAAUUUUACAACCAAAAGGUAUGAUACUCUAAAUGACCACAAUGCCAGAUACCAUUCGGGUGAAAUAAAUUUUAAGCUUAAAAUGGUAAAACACAAUAAUCAAACUGUCUUUGAACAGACUGUUGAAGAAUCCAAUAGUAGUGGUGUUUCUACGAAUGAAGAGCAGGCAGAAAGCACUGACAGUACUCCAAAAGGAAUUUCAAUAAGUAAAACUCCAAUUAUGAAGAUGAUUAAAAAUAAAACUGAGACCAAAAGAAUCUCUCUUUCUCCUAGUUUGGUAGAUGAAUUUACUGCUGAUCAAGAAAACAAUGAGACACUGGGGGCCAACUCAGUCUCAGGAUCUACCAAUACCGGUGGAAUUUGCAUUAACCAGGAAACAAAUGGGGGGAUACUUGAUUCAGUAGGUGUAAAUCAGAUGAUAUCAUCUCCAACUACUAAUUUCAUUCCAAAAGUUAUGAUACCUGUAAACAGCAUUCCAACUUAUAACACUAAUAUGGAUGUCAAUACUCACCUAGUGAACUCAUUCAACAAAUUUCCUUAUCCCACACCAUCAGAAGUUGCAACACUAAAGACUCAGACAAAAUAUGCAGAGGAGCAGAUUAAAAUCUGGUUCACGGCUCAGCGCCUCAAGCACGGUAUCAGUUGGACCCCAGAGGAGGUAGAGGAUGCCAAGAAAAAACUUUUCAAUGGACGUGUGCACACUAUACCACAAACAAUUACUGUCAUACCGGCACAGAUUUCAACAUCCGCUAAUGGAUUGCAACACAUCCUCCAGCCUUGUCAGAUAGUUGGCCAGCCGGGCAUUGUCUUAGCUCAGGUUGCUAAUACGAAUGCGAUUACUGGAAAUUCUCCACUUACAGUCACUGUUGCAGGAGUUGCAAAUCAAAUGCCUCAGUGGCAAAAACGCAGAGCACAGGAAGGUGACACAGGCCCUGAAGCAAAACGGGCAAAUAAUGCACCGCUUCCUCAAAUUGCUGCACAAGGAGGUUCUCUUGUUUCUGCCCCAGCCACGGAUCCAUAUAGCGUUCGCCUUAAGAAGACAAAAGAGCAACUGACAGAACUAAAAGCCAGCUUCAAUAGAAAUGCAUUUCCCAGUGAUGCAGAGAUUGCUAGAAUUAUACAAGUAACUGGCCUCUCGAGGGGUGACAUAAAGAAGUGGUUCAGUGACACGAGAUACAAUCACAGGAAUUCAAGGUGUAAUCAAAAUGUCAAUGUUCCGGAGGUCAGCAGCACUAUUGUUUUAGAUUCCGGUGAUGAAACAACACCAGAAUCCCUUGUACUAAAUCAACAGCGCAAACAUGGGUGGAAUGCUUUCCCUGAUUUUACUCCACAAAAGUUCAAAGAGAAAACGGUAGAGCAGCUCCAUCUCCUCGAAGAAAGUUUCCUUUUAAAUCCAUUUCCUACUGAUGAUGAGGUUAACAAGCUAAGGAUUGACACAAAACUCACAAGGAGGGAGAUUGAUGUCUGGUUCUGUGAACGAAGGAAAGCUAAAAGCUCUGAAUAUAAAAACGAGGAGAAUGGAAAAGCAGUUGGAAGUGAGGUUGAUAUUAAAUAUAAAGAGUCUGAAGGGGGACCUGCCAAAUCCAAUUAUGGACAAAUUCAUACCACAUCUUUGGCAAGUGGACUAGCAAUACCAAGGGUAAUGGCUGCUGCAGCUAGUAGGUUAUAUAAGAAAACACCAGAACAACUGCAUCUCCUUAAAAGUGCAUUUGUUCGCACACAGUGGCCAUCCCCAGAGGAAUAUGACAGAUUAGCAGCGGAGAGUGGACUGGCCAGAACUGACAUAGUAAGUUGGUUCGGAGAUACGCGAUAUGCUUGGAAAAAUGGAAACUUGAAAUGGUACUAUUACUAUCAAAGUGGCAAUGUGGACAGCCAAAAUGGACAAACCCAAGUGUCCUACAAAAAAUGUAAAGGCAGAGGUAGAUCAAGAGGUAGACCACGAGGAAGAGGAAGGCUCAGAGUUGGUGGAAGGGCAAAUAACUGGAGUGGAAUAUCAACCAGCAAAAUAUCUUCAAGCCUUGCUUCUUUAGGGAAAAAUGUUCUUGAACAAUACUAUUUGAAACACAAAUACUUAAACGAAGAGGACCUUGAUGAUCUUGUUGCAAGAUCGUGUAUGAGUUAUGAGAGCAUUAGGGAAUGGUUUGUACAAAGGCAAACAGAAAGUGGGGCUUCUGAGAGCAAUAAUUCAGAUGGACAGUACCCUGGUGAUGAUGAGAAAAAUGAAGCACUUGAAGAGGAUGAAGAUUGGCCUGGGGAAGAGAAUGCUAGCCAGGAAGAUGAGGAUGAUGCCUCUGAUGAACCACGGACAUGGGAAAGUCACCAUCGGUUGUUUGAGUCAAACAAUUAAAGCAGAGAAUCCUCAGCUGUGGUUCCAUAAAUUAGUUCCAUAAAGAAAUAUCCAUGCACCACGUAUUUUAUUUCUUAGUAUAAUAAAGGUUUUCUAAAUUUCCAUAGUGCCAAAGUUUUAAUACAAGAGCAGAAAUGUUUUUUGUACAUAGAUUGUUUUGGAACAGAUUUGUACAGUUGGGAUUUUACUACAUUUUUAGUGAGAUGUGCCUGAGCACAUCUGCACAUUUUUUCGUGCUGGCUAUUGCAUUUCCCAACAUGCAUUUGCCUCAAGUGUCAUAUCAUAUCUGCCUUCCUGGGAUACGGGGCAGUUUCAAUAAGCUUUGAGCAACUAAAUGACAUUUUGGAAUUAGUUUAAAACAACCAUUUAUCAGUAAAGAACUGCAAACUGAUAUAUUUGACUCAAUUAUGCAUGGUACUUUUUGUAUAUGCUUUGGAAAAUAUAUUUGGUCAAUUUUAUGUUUUGACCUUUUAGUAGAUGCUGAAAUUUACACACACAUUGUAGAUGUAGAUAAAGUCAGCGUUUUGUUUCUCCCCAAAUAUUUUCUUCAGAAGCCAUAUGCCCAGUCGCUAGCAUUUUUCAGUGUCUUCUGCAAAAGUGAUUUUGUAUACUGAAAUUAGGAAAUUGCUGCUUCUAUAUAUACAGUACUACAUUUAUAUAAUAUAUAUAGUAUUUAAAUAUUGUAAGCAUUGAGUAAGGGGGUUGCAAGCUGUGGUUUGAAUAAAUCAAUGUCCAGUUCUAAUUUUUCACGCUAUUUAUUGUACUUUAUGGUAUGAGUACAGUGAGGAGAGCAUCCAAAUAGAUUGGUCAUGCUUUUUUAUAUAUAUAAAUAUAUAUGUGUGUGUGUGUGUGUGUGUGUGUGUGUGCGUGUGUGUGUGUAUAUACAUAUAUAUAGUAUUAGAAAUUCACCACUAUAGUUAUUUGCAUUUAGUUUAUCUUGCUUAUGAAAAAAAAUGCCAUUUGUGCUCAAUCGACUUCAAUUAUGAUUUGUUUUAGAUUAUUUUCCAAAAGUAAAACUGAUACCUAUACAGCGCUAGUGGUAAGAUAAAACAGUAAAAGUGUAUCUGGAUUUAGACAUGUUUUCUAUUUCUAUAGAAAUAUUGAUCUCCUUUAAAAAUUUGAAUUAUGAUUACAGUACUGGCUGGUCCUGGUGAAUGAUGCAUUUUUAUAAUGCAAAAGAAUCAUUUGCACAUUUAUUGUACAAGUACUGUAUGUUAAAUUCUUCAAAGUUUGAUUAUUUGUUUGAACUUUGGUUGUUCAACCACUACAGGCACAUGAAGUCCUCAAUCAAGUUAGUUUGGACCUGCACUAGUGACUCUCAAGCAAUUUACCUUUUAUAUUUUACACUUUUAAUAUUCACGAAGAAUCCUGGCAAAACAUGAAUUCUUUAAAUGCACCAUGAUAAAAUCAUUGGUCUUGGUUGCAUUUUCAGAUUUAAAGUACAUGAACAGUGUUUUAGUUUUUAAAUUUAGUGAAGACUUAAUGUAGCACAUAACACUAGUACAAUUUGUACAGCUUUUCCAAACACAUUUUGGGAAAUGCUGCACCAGAUGCUUUUUUUCUGGCUUGCUAGCAAGACAGUUUUUAGUUUGUGCAGAGUGCUAGUUGCCUAAAUCGUAAAGGUUUAGUAUCCUAUAUUUUUUAAAAUGUUAAUAAGUAUCGCUGUGGUUCUGAACAGUGAAACCUUAAGACCAAACAUUGUUGGAUGGUGGCAAUGACAGAAUUUCCCUUCUAAACCUACCCCAUAAGACUAACAGAAAAUGCAAUUGAAAGUUUUUGCAUGUCCGAACCAUAUAUUAAAUCAAUGUUUUCGAAACCUUCAUGCAUUAUUUAUCGAUGUUUUACUUCCUUUUAAUCCAAACUUCUUGAUAGGUAACCUGCUGAUGUAGGUGCAUUUGGUUUUGAUACUGGUCAGAAUCCAUGUACAACUGCUCCACCAAUGAGAACUGAUCAGCAAGUAGGUGAAUCAGCAAAUUGUCAAUGUCCAAUAAAUAACAACUUCAACCUUUAUACUUUGGCUCGCAUUGCAAUUUUGUUUGUUGAGCUGCAUGCUCUGUAAGGUUCUGAGAACAAAGACAUCAAAAAUGAUUAGCAAAGGUUUGGAAUAAAUUUUGAAAAAUAUCUAUGAAUAUCUGACAUAAUCAGUCAGCAUCCGUGCCAUUAAUAGCUUUCUAGGAAACCUCAAUGUGCCGUUGACUGGGUCAUUAGAGAUUUUUAUACAGGCUUAUUUUGUAUUUGGUCUGGUACUCUUGCUAAUGUUUUUACAUUGAUAUCAUUUAGCUGUCUACUGUCUUGAUAUUUAGUUUUUAUGUAGAUUUGACAAAUUCUUUUCCAUUGAUUAUAAUGAUUGUACUAUGUGAACUCGACACAUUUCAAAAUAAACCUUCAUCUUAUGAUUUAAA
Molecule: messenger RNA, 5361 nt
Organism: Rhincodon typus (whale shark)
Lineage: Eukaryota; Metazoa; Chordata; Chondrichthyes; Orectolobiformes; Rhincodontidae
Product: zinc fingers and homeoboxes protein 1
Exons: 3
Coding region: 293-2959 (888 amino acids)
Biological process (GO): regulation of transcription by RNA polymerase II
Cellular component (GO): nucleus
Molecular function (GO): DNA binding; DNA-binding transcription factor activity, RNA polymerase II-specific
Source: RefSeq, a predicted model, not a curated record